Epithele typhae is the source of this 822-nucleotide messenger RNA. RefSeq lists its product as uncharacterized. The transcript has 2 exons. The coding region runs from base 1 to 822 and encodes 273 amino acids. The record is from RefSeq and is a predicted model, not a curated record. Lineage: Eukaryota; Fungi; Basidiomycota; Agaricomycetes; Polyporales; Epitheliaceae.
AUGAAGCCCAUAGUGUUCUACGACAUUCCUAGCAACAUGGCGGGCAACGCCUGGUCGCCGAACACAUGGAAGACGCGCUACUGCCUGAACUACAAACGCCUCCCCUACACCACCGUCUGGGUCGAGUUCCCCGACAUCCCCACGCUCUGCCUCCACAUCCGUGCCCCCAAAACCUUCGCGCUCCCCAUGGCCGACCACACCCUCCCCGCCAUCUUCGACCCGAACACCGCGCGCGUCGUCGCCGACUCCGCCGCGAUCGCCCGCUACCUCGACGCGGCCUACCCGUCCACCCCGCGCCUCGUGUCGCCCCCCGCGAGCGCGCCGCUGCUCGCCGCGUUCGAUGCCGCGCUCGUCGGCGCGCUCGCCCCGGACGUGCUCGCGCUCAUGGUCCCCCCGAUCCGCGACGGCCUGCGCCCGCGCAGCGCGGCGUACUUCACGCGCUCGCGCGAGGCGCACUUCGGCGUGCCGCUCGAGGCGCUCGCCCCCAAGGGCAGCGCGAAGCGCGCGGGGCACGUCGCGGCGCUCGUGAAAACGUUCGAGACCGUCGCGGGCUGGCUCGCGGCCGGGGAGGGCGAGGGGAGGGGAGAGGGAGAAGGAGAGGGAGAGGAGCGGCCGUUCUUCGCGGGGGACGCGGUGUCGUUCGCCGACGUCACCGUCGCGGCGUGGUUGAAGGCGCUCCGGCUCGUCUUGGGCGAGGACAGCGAGGUGUGGCGGGCGGUCGCGUCGGUGCGGGGCGGGCGGUGGGCGCGGUUCGCGGCGGCGUUCGAGGCGUUCGAGGCGGUUGACGCGGGCACCGAGUACGUCGUACCGGACUCCGUUUGA